UCGAGCCCUGAACGCAACGGCCUGGCCACUGCGGGAACGAUGAGGAACGCCAUGCUGAACACCUUUGACGGGCAAAAGGCCACAUCCAAUGUCCAGGGCACCGGCCAAAGCAUCAGUGUUGACAGCUUUAUUGCAGACAUGUCUGGCCAGAUGUCUUUAGGACCAUCCGGAGCAUCCGGAGGAUUCUCCCGGCUCUUCAACCCCUUUGGGCAGUCUGCGAAACCUCCAGCACCUCCAGAUCCAGCAGAUGUGAAGCUUCAAAAUCUCCGAAGUGCAGAGCCAGCUGCCGUCAAUGCGACUAUGGAAAGUCUCAAACAUCACGGCUUUGCCUGGCUGGACUUCACAAACGACAAACUGCACAGCACAGAAGUGAACACUGCACUGGCCGAGACGGGGGACUUUCUGGCCAAACAUGAGCAUCAGGGCAGUCCACAUGCCAUGGAGGGGCAUUUCAGUGCAGCCCACAAGGAUGGUCUACGAAUGGUUACUGGUUCUUGGAUGCGACAAUCUGAGAGCAAGUUGCCUGAGGACCUAGAACAGAAGGUUUUGCAGUUAGCACUAGACCUGGAUGUGGCGCAGAAAGAGGUUGUCAAAGCCUUGGCACCUGCUAUAGGAUUGCCUUCAAGCGAAGCUGUUGGCGACGGCUUUGGCAUUCCAUUGCUGUCUCCGGAGAAGGGAGCUUUCAAGCAGUACGGCCUCCUAGACAUUGUACGUUACCGGAUGGGUGCGGACAGCCCCGAUGAGGUAGUGGCACCACAUGCAGACCCUGGUUUGUUGAUCCUUAGUUUGCCAUGCUCAACGCCAGGUUUGCAACUGCGAGAUGCGAAGGGAUCCUGGCUGGCACCGCCUUCGGGCUAUGGUGUGUUGUGGGCAGGCGAAGCUGGAAGAGAUGCAAUGUUCAAAAGUGGAAUUCACCGAGUAGUUGCGUCCCCAGACAGGGCCCCACGUCUAAGUGCUUGGCACGAACUCUGUACACGUUCACAGUUGUGUCCUCCCAUGUUGCAAGUCUUAGAGGAGAAUCGCUUGCAGCUGAAACUUGGUUCAACGACAGGAACGGCUGAGGUAUUGCACUUGCUUCAAGAAAGCGAAGAUCAUCACAAUGUGCAGAUGGUACAGCGGAGAGGUGUGCCAGUGGGCAAAUCAGGUGCAAUCAUUCGGGAACAGUUCGUGCCAUGGACGGCCAACUUGGGAUUGGGGUGGCAAGGCCGUCCAGGUGCACGAGUCCAAAAGAUGGAUCUCAAAUUGGCACCUGGACAAGUCGAAAUCAUUCCACUUCAUGGAGUGGCCGACCCUACGAAAUCUACGACAUCUACGACAUCGGAUGACCCCAUGACAUCCGAUGCGUCGUUGACCCCGUGAUGUGAGCUGCGUGCCAAGUGGUUCAAGCCAUGCAGGGCUGGUUCUACGGCUACGGCCUGAGGCAACAUGAGGCAACCUGACUUGACCUUUCUGACGGUUCUUUCUGGCACUGUACAGAUAGCCUUGGAAGCACCGAUCGGAAAAGGACUUGUCAGAACUUGGUGGCUUUGCAUGAUUUUGUUUGGUCUUGUUUAUUGACAUGACAUUGUUUGUUCUGCCCAAGG
Messenger RNA from Cladocopium goreaui, 1583 nucleotides. The record is from the annotation of a GenBank genome assembly. NCBI's taxonomy places the organism in Eukaryota, Dinophyceae, Suessiales, Symbiodiniaceae.